Molecule: messenger RNA, 1775 nt
Organism: Triticum dicoccoides
Lineage: Eukaryota; Viridiplantae; Streptophyta; Magnoliopsida; Poales; Poaceae
Product: FBD-associated F-box protein At5g56370-like
Exons: 5
Coding region: 229-1464 (411 amino acids)
Molecular function (GO): protein binding
Source: RefSeq, a predicted model, not a curated record
CAGUGACGACCGCCGAUUCGAAAGCAUCGAAGCAGAAUUGUAAGUGAAUCAGGGGCCGGUGGCUGCGAUGUGCUGAUCUCCUCCGCCGCCGUUGCUCAGCUUUGUUUGGUCGAGAGGGAGCAAGGGUGGUGUUCGUCCGGCCAUCUCACCGCCGCCACCGGCCACCGCCGCGCCGACGAGUCGAGCUCAGGCCUGGAAGCUUCCGACGCGCACCACCUGUUCGACGGAAUGCCUCGCACAAGCAGGGCAGAGAAAUCGUUGAAGUCCUGCAACGAGGACCGGAUCAGCGCCCUGCCGGACGACGUCCUGCGCCAUGUUCUUGGCUUCCUGCCGGCGGAUGAGGCAGUGCGCACCUGCCUGCUUGCCCGGCGCUGGCGCUACCUUUGGAAAUCCAUGCGCCGUCUUCGCAUCAACAAAAUUGGGAGGUGGGGGAGCAGCUCUGGCGUUUUCCUUACCAAGUUUGUGAGCUGCAUGCUGCUUCUCCGAGACCCUGGCUCAACUCUAGAUGAGGUCGAGAUCGAGUAUGAACGUCAUUUUGACGACGAUCAUACUUGGACAUCAACAUGGAUCCAUCAUGCUUUGUCAUGCCAAGCUCAGGUCCUCACUGUCAAGUUCCCUUUGCAUCAGUUCUUGGUCUGCUAUUUGGACGGCCCUCCUCUUGUCUCCCGGUAUUUAAGAAGAUUGCAGGUUUCUGAUGUGACGUUGAAAAGCAACUUCCUAAAAUUUUCAAGCUGUUCAGCACUGGAGUAUCUGAAGAUAAAAGACAGCAACUUAGAGACUGUGAGUAGCGUCCUUUCCCAGUCUUUAAAGCAUCUGAGCAUCGAGGAUUGUUAUUUAAAAAAUGAUGGCCGGAUUCGUAUUUCUGUCCCAAAUCUUGUUUCACUGCAACUCAUAUCAUGUGGAGGUAGAGUCCCAUUGCUCGAAGGCAUGCUGUCAUUAGAAACCGCAGUUGUCAGGCCUCAAGUCUGCUGGAAGGAUUGCUGUCUUGAAGGUGUGGCUGAGGGGUGUUGUGGUACUUGUGCGAAUUGUUGUGGUAAUGAUGACCACAAUGGUGGCUGUAUACUUUUUGGAGGUCUGUCUCGUGCUAAAAACCUGGAGUUGACAGCUGAUCCGGAAAUGUUUAUUUUCAGAAGGGAUUUGAGGUGGUGCCCUACAUUUAGUAGGUUAAAGACAUUGUUGCUGAGCGAGUGGUGUGUGCAACCUGACCUCCAUGCACUAGUUUGUAUGCUUGAACAUUCACCGGUUCUUGAGAAUCUGACACUUCAAUUGUGUGAGCAAGAAAAAACUAUAUAUGGAAUGGAAGUGGAAGAAAAUCCUGGUUUGAUGGAGAAACCAGCUGCUAUUUCGGGAUACCUGAAGACUAUCGAAGUCAAAUGUGAAGAGGUUGAUAACAGAGUUUGCAAAGUUCUGAAGUUCUUGAGUACAUUUGGCAUUGCAAUUACUAUCCAAAGGACUAACAGAUAGUCGGAGAAAAUUUUUCAAGAGUUGAUGACGAGCUUUUGGGCUGCUGAUGGAUGUACCAACCAACCAUUCAGUUCCGGAGGUGGUGAGGCGAGGAGCUUUGUGCUGUCGAUGGAUGAGCAUUCAGGAAUGAAAAAGCUCGUCGCUAUCUUUGUUCCGUGUGAACUUUCGUAAUUUGCAACUCGAAUCCAUUUAGAUGUCUAAACUGAUUACUCUGCUUAGGGUAAUGUACUCCUACUAAUAUUGUUGACCGUAGAAUCGGCGAAAAAGAAAGUGGAACAGACUGUAACACAAACAUGAGUUAUUGGGUUUGU